This is a messenger RNA of Anolis carolinensis (green anole), 3809 nucleotides long. It is a transcript of the gene trpc7, whose product is annotated as transient receptor potential cation channel subfamily C member 7. NCBI's taxonomy places the organism in Eukaryota, Metazoa, Chordata, Lepidosauria, Squamata, Anolidae. Gene Ontology annotation, biological process: calcium ion transmembrane transport; regulation of cytosolic calcium ion concentration; single fertilization. The coding region runs from base 1006 to 3591 and encodes 861 amino acids. Gene Ontology annotation, molecular function: protein binding; store-operated calcium channel activity; inositol 1,4,5 trisphosphate binding. Gene Ontology annotation, cellular component: cation channel complex; plasma membrane. The transcript has 13 exons. The record is from RefSeq and is a predicted model, not a curated record.
ACAUGGUGUUCUAUAUCAAUGCUUCUCAAGGUGGCAGUCCAUAUUUUGCUGCUGGCCCAUGAAUCAUAAGAUGGAGAAUUUCAGGCAAUGAAUGGACCAAAAAUCACCCCCAAUAUGGUAUCAGUCCAUAGCACAUUGACCAUAUGUGAAAUGCUUUUUGCUAGCUUCAGAGGAUAGAGACAUUCUAAAAUUACUUUCCUUCAGCUACACAGAGUUGAAUAGCUGUUUUUGAGGACAAAAUGAUACCACUGGGCAAAAUCAAAAGAACAAAGCAAAGAAUAUUGCUAUGAAAGGCAGCAGAUAACAAAGAUAGUAAUUAGAUGUAACUUAUAAAAGAGGUGUGUCUGUAAUAAAGUUGUUGAUGCCUGCAGAAUAUAUUUUUUUGCCAGACAAUUUCCUUUAAUGUCUGGGAGAAUUGUAGGAGAAAUGGUUCCUUAUAUUACUCCUUAUUUUCCAGCCAUGAAAACAGUGAAUGGGAGCAACUUCUUCCCCUCCUUUUGUUUCUAGAAUAAUUGCUUUAUAAACUAAUUAAACACAGAGUAGAUGGCUAUAGACUCCCAUGCUCAGAUGGAGGAGGCUGGGGUCAUGAGAAUAAGAUGGGAGGGAGGUUCAGCUACCUCAUUACCAAAGCAGCAAGUAAAAGAGCAAGGAGGGAAAGAAAGCAUGCAUCAGCCCUGCACAACGGAUUCCCUUCCCAUCCCUGGGAAUUUUUCCCUCUUCAAGCAAAGGUGAUAACAAUGUUGCAGUUUAUCCCUAGCUACGUGUACUGUUGGAGCAGGAGGGACAGAGGCACUCAGCCUUGCAGUUUCUGCCUCUGAAGAAACAGAAGUGUGCUGUUCUGAUGAAAUCACAUUUUCAGCACCAUGGACAGGGAUUCAAUGCCUUGAGUGCCAGCAAGGAUGGAGUUCAUUGAUCCUGCAGUUCAACCUUGGGCUUCCGACAUCUAGAGGGGAAAGGACCCCAUGCCUUUUCUGAGAAACGCUUGAAAACCAGAGCUCCGUAAACAUGCAUCGGCGGCACACCACCCUCCGAGAGAAAGGGAGGAGGCAAGCCACCCGGGGUCCAGCCUACAUGUUCAAUGAGAAAGGCACCAGCCUGACAGCUGAGGAGGAACGUUUCUUGGAUUCAGCAGAAUAUGGCAACAUCCCGGUGGUGCGGAAAAUGCUGGAGGAAUCCAAGACAUUGAACUUCAACUGUGUUGAUUACAUGGGACAAAAUGCCUUGCAGCUGGCGGUUGGCAAUGAACAUCUGGAAGUCACCGAACUCCUUCUGAAGAAGGAGAAUCUGGCUCGUGUUGGAGAUGCCCUCUUGCUAGCCAUCAGCAAAGGAUAUGUGCGUAUUGUGGAAGCAAUAUUGAACCACCCAGCCUUUGCACAAGGACAACGUCUCACACUCAGUCCCCUUGAGCAAGAGCUUCGGGAUGAUGAUUUUUAUGCUUACGAUGAAGAUGGAACACGCUUUUCCCAUGACAUUACUCCAAUCAUACUUGCUGCUCAUUGCCAGGAAUAUGAAAUUGUUCAUAUACUGUUAAUGAAAGGGGCACGGAUAGAGAGGCCUCAUGAUUACUUCUGUAAGUGCAAUGAAUGCAUUGAGAAGCAAAGGAAAGACUCAUUUAGUCAUUCGCGAUCAAGAAUGAAUGCCUACAAAGGAUUAGCAAGUGCCGCUUAUUUGUCACUUUCUAGUGAAGAUCCUGUUCUUACUGCUUUAGAAUUAAGCAAUGAACUGGCAAGACUAGCCAACAUUGAGACAGAAUUUAAGAAUGAUUAUAGGAAGUUAUCUAUGCAAUGCAAGGAUUUUGUGGUGGGUGUGCUGGAUCUCUGCAGGGACACAGAAGAAGUGGAGGCUAUUUUGAAUGGAGACGUGACUGUACAACCAUGGUCAGAAAAUCAUCGCCCAAGUCUAAGCAGAAUCAAGCUGGCCAUUAAAUAUGAAGUCAAAAAGUUUGUCGCCCAUCCCAAUUGUCAACAGCAGUUGCUCACCAUGUGGUAUGAGAAUCUCUCAGGCUUACGCCAGCAGUCCAUGGCUGUGAAAUUCCUGGCUGUCUUCGGAGUCUCCAUAGGCCUUCCAUUCCUUGCCAUAGCAUAUUGGAUUGCUCCCUGCAGCAAGCUGGGACGUACACUCCGAAGCCCCUUCAUGAAGUUUGUGGCACACGCUGUGUCUUUUACCAUUUUCCUUGGACUGUUAGUUGUGAAUGCCUCAGACCGAUUUGAAGGAGUCAAGCUCCUUCCCAAUGAAACAGCCAUGGACCAUCCCAAACAAAUAUUUAGAGUUAAAACCACACAGUUUUCAUGGACAGAAAUGCUCAUCAUGAAGUGGGUUCUAGGAAUGAUAUGGUCAGAAUGCAAAGAAAUUUGGGAAGAAGGCCCCCGAGAAUAUGUCAUGCAUCUUUGGAACUUGUUGGAUUUUGGGAUGCUCUCAAUCUUCGUGGCUUCCUUCACUGCCAGAUUUAUGGCAUUCCUCAAAGCAUCAGAAGCACAACAUUAUGUGGAUCUAUAUGUUCAGGAUGAGGACCUCAAUAAUGUCACCCUUCCUCCUCAGGUUGCCUACUUUACAUAUGCCAGGAGCAGAUGGCUUCCCUCAGAUCCUCAGAUCAUAUCAGAAGGACUAUAUGCAAUAGCGGUGGUACUCAGCUUCUCCCGGAUUGCAUACAUUCUCCCAGCCAACGAAAGCUUUGGUCCCCUCCAAAUUUCUUUGGGACGGACUGUGAAAGACAUCUUCAAAUUCAUGGUCAUUUUUAUUAUGGUGUUUCUUGCUUUCAUGAUUGGAAUGUUCAACCUUUACUCCUACUACCUUGGUGCAAAAUACAACCCAGCAUUUACAACGGUAGAAGAAAGUUUUAAAACCUUAUUCUGGUCCAUAUUUGGUUUGUCGGAGGUAAUAUCAGUGGUGCUGAAGUAUGAUCACAAGUUUAUAGAAAACAUUGGCUAUGUGCUUUACGGCGUCUAUAACGUCACCAUGGUGGUUGUGCUCCUCAACAUGUUAAUAGCCAUGAUCAACAAUUCCUAUCAGGAAAUUGAGGAGGAUGCAGAUGUGGAGUGGAAGUUUGCACGUGCAAAGCUCUGGCUCUCAUAUUUCGAUGAGGGGAGGACUCUACCUGCUCCUUUUAACCUAGUGCCAAGCCCUAAGUCGUUUUAUUAUCUCAUAAUGAGAAUUAAAAUGUGCCUCAUAAAGCUCUGCAAAUCCAAGGCCAAAAACUGUGAAAAUGAUCUUGAGAUGGGCAUGCUGAAUUCUAAGCUACGGAAAGUUCGUUUUGAGUCAAGUAUUCAAAACUCAGACUUUUCUGUGAAGAAUGUCUACAACAAGCCCACAAGAUAUCAGGUGGCAACACUACUUCCCAAUGGAUUCUACCACCAUGGCCAUCUCCAGCAUAUAAAAAUAAUGAAGAGACUUAUUAAGCGAUACGUUCUGAAAGCUCAGGUGGAUCGAGAGAAUGAUGAAGUGAAUGAAGGUGAACUCAAGGAGAUUAAGCAAGACAUUUCGAGUCUCCGCUAUGAGCUUCUGGAAGAAAAAUCACAAGCAACUGGAGAGUUGGCGAGCCUAAUACAGCAGCUGAGUGAUAAGUUUGGAAAGAGUUUGAAUAAAGACAUUUGAGGAGGACAAAUAAGGACAAAGGAGAAAAAUAUUAUUUCAACCAGCAUUUAAAGGAGAAGAAUUUGUUCAAGAAAAGAACACUGAGGAUUACAUUAUGAUUAUUAUGGAAAACUGAUUAUUGAUGAUUUUAUGGGAACUGUGCAUUAGUUUGGUUUAUUGGGUGAAGCCAAUGAUCAAUUCCUUUAUGAUAUAAAGCUGUUGGGUUUUUUCUUAUUGAA